UUAACGAGGUGUGUGGUGCUGGCGCCGGUAAUGUGGCGCCGCGGCGCGGUGGGAGCAGGAACUAGUUCGAGGGCAGCCCUCGGUCAAAGACUCGGUGGAUCAGUGGUCGGCGCGGUGCUGGCGGCGGCCGGACGUGGGGUCGAGGUUCAAGAGUCUGCCGCCAGGAUGCAGGACGGCUCGUCGAGCGCUGACAGCGAGGAGGAGGACAUGGGGCGGGGUCGCGGGCGCUGGGAGAAGGCGGUGACGAAGGCGGCGGGGCGCAAGGACCGCCUCCUGGAGAAGCAGUGCUCGGGGCAGGACCUGCUGGAGGACCUACACUCGGGUCGCGACCUCGCGCGCUGGGAGCCGGAGACGUGUGUGCAUCUGCUCAGCAUCCCGUCCACCCGCAACUUCACCGCGCUCAGGAAGCUCAUCCGGAGGUCCUCGCAACAGUGGAUAGUGGACUUCGUGGAGGCGGACGGGCUGGGCAUGCUGCUGGAGAACCUGGAGCAGCUGGGCCGCAGUCGCACGGCCUCCGUGGGCGACGCCGUGUCGCAGCUGGAGUGCGUGCACACCGUGCGCGCAGUCAUGGAGUGCGAGCCCGGCCUGCGCUUCAUCUCCGAGCACCCCGACUACACCCGCAAGCUGGUCUCCGUGCUGUCGUCUCGCAGCACGACGGUGAAGCUGCAGGUGCUGGAGAUCCUGUGUGCCAUCUGCCUGGUGUCUCCCCGGGGGCAGCCCCUGGCGCUGGACGCCCUGCAGCAGUACAAGGCGACCCACGGGCUGAGGCACCGCCUGGAGGUGAUCAUGUCGGAGCUGCGGGGCGCGGACAACAGCACCUACCAGAGCGUGCUGCUGGCGUUCAUCAACUGCCUGAUCCUGGCCUGCGAGAACGUCACCGACCGCUCCCGGAUACGGAACGAGUUCCUGGCGCUGGGGCUGGGGGAGCUGUUGGUGGGACUGCGCUACUGCGACGACGACGCCGUCUACACGCAGGUGAAGGCAUUCGACGAGCACCACCACGCCGACCAGGAGAUCCUGCAGGACGGCCAACUGUCGCCCCAGCAGCUGUUCGACGAGGUGUGCGCGCAGGUUGUCAACUCUCCGCAAGGUCUGAUGUUCCACUCGAUUCUCCUGAGCCUCUCGCAGCUGGAUCCAUCCAACCCUGACACUGAUGAAGUGUGGAGAAACAUAGAAGACAUGGUCAGUGAAACUGUCUACGAAAUGAGGACAAAGAAGUACAAACAGAAAGUGCGCGGUAAGGCUGGAGAAGUACCAACAUCAAGCAGCAAGAGCACACAAACGCCCAAACGACAGUGGAGGAAGUAUGUCCGCACAAGGAACAUGUACACGCAGACAGACAACACUAGACGAGACAGCAUGACCACUAUCACAAUGGACAAAACAACUGAUGAAUGUAAAAGUCAAAAUAACAAAACCAAAAGUCUUAAAGACACCAACUUGCAUUCAUUAUCCAGUGAAUCACGUCAAGCUAUGCUAUGCACUGAAAAUGUUAAGUGUGUGGAACAAAAUUCUCCACCACUGCCAGCUUCAAAAAAUGCUGUUGUGACAGCAUGUAAGAUCACACCACAACCUGCACCUCCAAUGCCUGGAAGCAUGGUGCCACCUGCACCUCCAAUGCCUGGAAGCAUGGCGCCACCUGCACCUCCAAUGCCUGGAAGCAUGGCGCCACCUGCACCUCCAAUGCCUGGAAGCACGGCGCCACCUGCACCUCCGAUGCCUGGAAGCACAGCACCACCUGCACCUCCGAUGCCUGGAAGCACGGCACCACCUGCACCUCCGAUGCCUGGAAGCACGGCACCACCUGCACCUCCGAUGCCUGGAAGCACGGCACCACCUGCACCUCCGAUGCGUGGAAGCAUGGCACCACCUGCACCUCCGAUGCCUGGAAGCAUGGCACCACCUGCACCUCCGAUGCCUGGAAGCAUGGCACCACCUGCACCUCCGAUGCCUGGAAGCAUGGCACCACCUGCACCUCCGAUGCCUGGAAGCAUGGCACCACCUGCACCUCCGAUGCCUGGAAGCAUGGCACCACCUGCACCUCCGAUGCCUGGAAGCAUUGCACCACCUGCACCUCCAGUGCCUGGUAGUACAAUACCCUGUGCUCCACCACCAGAAUCUAGCAGCAUGCCGAUGACGGCUGUUGUUGAACCAGUAAUUAAACAAUGUGAGGCAUCCAAGUUUCACUCGUAUCCACCUUGCAGGAGAAAAAUGAAGAGGCUCAACUGGAACAAACUACCAAAUACUAUUUUAAACGGGGAAUCGGUGUGGACGGAGGCUGUCCGGUCGAACUCCGUGCGGGCUCAGAUCGACUUCAAGAAGAUGGAGGAGCUGUUCUGCCAGAAGACGGCGGCGCCCCGCCCGCAGUCCGCCCCCGCCAAGCUGUCCUCGGAGCCCCGGGUGCACGUCUUGGACGGCAGGCGCAGCCUCAGCGUCAACAUCUUCCUGAAGCAGUUCAAGCAGUUCAAGGCCGUGGGGGAGGCGGCGGGCGUGGUGGACGCCGUGCGAUGCGCGCGCAGCUCGCAGCUCGGCACGGAGGGGCUCAGGAGCCUGCUGAAGCUGCUGCCCGAGAAGGAGGAGCUGGAGCAGCUGAGGCCGUACGCCGCGAGCCCCGGGGCGCUGGACACGGCCGAGAAGUUCUUCCUGAUGCUGUCUGCCGUGCCGUGCUACGCCCUGCGCAUCGAGGCAAUGCUGCAGAAGGAGGAGUUUGAGGCGCAGCUGGCGGAGGUGAGGACCCGCGUGCAGUCCCUGGCGAGCUGCUGCCAGGACCUGGUCCUCAACAAGCCCCUCAAGGACUUCCUGGCGCUGAUCCUGCACACGGGCAACUACCUCAACGCAGGCAGCUACGCGGGCAACGCGGUGGGCUUCAGGCUCAGCACGCUGCCCAAGCUGCUGGACACUCGGGCCAACAAGCCUCGGCUCACCUUCCUGCACUACGUCGUGGAGGAGGCGGAGCGCAUCGACCGCAACGCCCUGCGCUUCGUGGUCGACCUGGCCCGCACGCUCGACGUGGCCAGACUGCCGCUGGACGGACUGCAGGACGAGGUGAGACUCCUGGUGAGCAGCGUGACUCAGCUGCACGACAAGCUCCGGGCGGACCAGGAGGUGUACUCCCAGUUCCAAGGCUUCAUGGAGAGUGCGCUGAAAGACGUGUCUGCGCUGGAGGAAGACGCGCGGAAGCUGCAGGAGUCGUGGACCAAGUUCGCGCUGCACUUCUGCGAAGACCCGGUCAAGUCCAAGCCGGAGGAGUGCUUCAGGACUCUCAGCGAUUUCUUCAGGAAGAUCUCGACGGCCGUGAAGGAGAACUCUCAACGCCGCAAGUGUGAAGAGAAAGCAGCUCUCCAGGACGUGCAGAAGCCGCUGGCUCGGAAGGCGGUCGCCCGGACGAAGCAGCCGCGUGCGGACGACACCUGCAUCAUGGACCGCCUGCUGGACGAGAUCAGGAAGGGAGACUACAAGCUGCGCAGCGCCCCGCGCUGAGAGCGCCGUGCCACGGCCGUUGGAUGGUGAAGCUGGCACGUGGCCUACUGUCGCAGCACUGAAGCGCCGUGCCACGGCCGUUGGAUGGUGAAGCUGGCACGUGGCCUACUGUCGCAGCACUGAAGCGCAUCGUGUCGCACAGGCCAAGCAGCGAAUCGGCAAUGAUGCCGACGACCUGUAGAUGCAGCAUCGCUCGACGGAUGAUGGAGUGGUUGAGCAGACAACACACGUGUCCAGUGCUCCUCAGAGUGACACGCCAGGAACGAAGCAGCGACCUUGGCAACUCGACGAGGAAGCUCUGCGACUCCUCCGUGUGUAGAGAUAGAUACACCUGGAACGAUUGCUCUCUGCUGGAGCACAAAUGCCAAAUGGAUGAACUAGCAGAGCCAAGUCCACGCGGUAAUUGUGGAUGGCUUGCCAAGACACUACCUGUUCAGUUCACUACAUCAGUGAAACUGAGUUUGCACGAAUCUCAAUCUAUGUUUACGCAUGAAUCUCAAUGUGUGUUUCAAGUAUGUUGCGGCCUGUGGACCCGCCUGUUGUUUCAUGUUCUAAUGUUUUAGGAUGUGAGUAUGUCUUACCAGUUUCCAUGAAACAAUUUUUAAUAGUAAGUUUGUAAAUACACUAAAAUACCAGAAAAUUUUAUUUUAUAGUGUCAGAACUAUGCUAGACUAUUUUAUACUAUAUUUAAUUUUGUAUACUUACAUUUACUUGUUAUAGAAUUAUAGUUUUUUGUAAAUUUU
Messenger RNA from Bacillus rossius redtenbacheri, 4223 nucleotides. RefSeq names its product inverted formin-2-like. Lineage: Eukaryota; Metazoa; Arthropoda; Insecta; Phasmatodea; Bacillidae. Gene Ontology annotation, molecular function: small GTPase binding; actin binding. Bases 31 to 3480 code for a protein of 1149 amino acids. The transcript has 16 exons. Gene Ontology annotation, biological process: actin cytoskeleton organization. The record is from RefSeq and is a predicted model, not a curated record.